Messenger RNA from Colias croceus (clouded yellow), 2102 nucleotides. Its product is annotated as cytochrome P450 6j1-like. The transcript has 8 exons. Gene Ontology annotation, molecular function: iron ion binding; heme binding; monooxygenase activity. The record is from RefSeq and is a predicted model, not a curated record. Bases 15 to 1502 code for a protein of 495 amino acids. NCBI's taxonomy places the organism in Eukaryota, Metazoa, Arthropoda, Insecta, Lepidoptera, Pieridae.
GAAAAGACGUAAAAAUGUUGCUGUGGCUCCUUGGACUGAUUUUAAUAUUUUGUUUUAUUUUAUUUUACGUGCGUUUAAAGAAAUCAUAUAGUUAUUGGAAAGUGCGUGGAAUUGUGUAUGAAAAACCGACACUUAUUGCUGGAAGUCUUAGUUUUUUCACACGAAAGAGUGUUUGGCAAUACUUCUAUGAUUUAAAGAAGAAACACCCAGAUGAUUACGUUGGGGUAUUUUUGGGUAUUCAACCAGCUUUAGUAGUACAAUCACCUCAACUUGCGAGGAAAGUGCUAUCUGAUUCUGAUUGUUUUCAAGAUCGGUUUUCUUACUCUGGAACCGAUUCGGAUCCCGUCGGUUCCCUCAAUUUAUUUGCAGUUAAGGGACCAUUAAGAAAGGAAAUGCAACAAGCGCUUUCACCAAUUUUCACAACAUUGCGUUUGAAGAAAUUGACAGACUUAUUAAACAUUAAUUCACGAGAAUUGACGGAGAAGAUUGAAAGAGAUUUUGUUAAGAAGCAAGAGCAUGUGAAUCUAAAGGAACUUAUGGCAAUGUACAUUUCGGAUACAUUAGCUUUUAGUGUUUUCGGAAUAAAAGUGGGUACCUUAAACGAUGACCAAUCUCCACUAUGGUAUAUAACAAAACAUAUGGCCAAGUGUACUUUUAUGAGAGGCUUGGAAAUACUUACGGUAUUCUUUAUUCCUUCACUAGCGGAAAUCUUAAGAAUGAAAUUCUUUUCUGCCCCUGCUACGGACUUUUUGAAAAAGAUGUUUAGAAGCGUUAUUAAUGAGCGUGAAGAAAGAGGAGAGAAGAAUGAUACGGAUUUAGUGGGACACUUCCUCAAAAUAAAAGAGAAUUUUACAAGUGGCGCUGAUGCUGAUCGAGGUGAAAAUUUAAUGGUAGCUCAGGCCGCAGCAUUUAUUAUGGCAUCGAUUGAAACAUCUACUUCAACACUUACUUACUGUUUCUCUGAAUUGGCGUAUCACCAAGAAGAACAGGAAACACUUUACAAGGAAAUUGACAACGCUCUUCGUCAAACUGGAAAACAAGUUCUAGACUAUAACGAUUUAGUAGAAAUGAAAUACCUUACUGCUAUAAUUAAUGAAACAUUACGUAAAUACGUGCCAUUACAACAUUUAGAUAGAGUGGCCGUAAGAGACUAUAAAUUGACUGAUAACGUAACCGUUGAAAAGGGUAUUCCUGUAUAUGUGAAUUUAGUUGCUCUUCAACAUGAUGAAAGGUUCUUCCCAGAGCCAGAAAAGUGGCGCCCAGAACGAUUCCUUGGUACGGCUGACUUUGAUACUCUUAAUUAUACGUUUUUACCAUUUGGAGAAGGACACCGGUCGUGUAUAGGUAAGCGUUACGGCAUGUUGCAGCUUCGAACGGCCAUAGCUCAUGUGGUGCAUAAAUUUAGAAUAGAGCCAGUAAUGCCGUAUAUUUUAGAAAGUGAUCCCUACAGUAUUGUAUUAUCGCCCAGUAAUGGAGGAAGUGUCAAGUUUGUCACAAGAUAAACAGAAUUAGAUAAUAAACAGUUUUAGCAAAUUGAUUGGCAACUUGUGAAGAAAUUGGAUGAAAUAGAUAAUAUAAUUGCUUUUGUUAAUAAGAAAUAUAAAUAGGUAGAUUUUGUGUUUAAUCAGGAUAAUUAAAAUUAACAUUUUAACGUAUUAAUGUAUGUAUAUAUGUAAAUGGAUUUCUUGAAAUAUUAUAGUACGAACAACACUAUUAAAUAUAUUCUAUCAAUAUCAACAUCAUCAUCUUUAAUUACUAGACUGUUAAUAUUAUAACGUCACUAAUGGACGAAUUGUAUAUAUUUUUUUUAAAACAUCUAAAUUUUAGUAAAUAAUAUUUCUGAACGUUCUGUUAUAAUUUUCUUGGCUUCUGGAAAAUAUUGUAAUAUGUUGAUCCAGGAAUCCAAAGAUAGUGUCAAAAUUCCAACCUAAAAGUAGUAUGACAUUAUAAUUAAAGAAAAAAAUAUGUGAAUGAUAAGCUUUUGCCUGGGAGUUCGUUUCGAGAAAUAUUUUCUGUGAAUCAAUUUAUCUGAAAACGAACUACUUGAACAGAGUUAUACACUCCGAAGCGAACUUAGUAAUAUCCUACUUCUGAGAAUUUUU